Bactrocera oleae (olive fruit fly) is the source of this 573-nucleotide messenger RNA. RefSeq lists its product as uncharacterized. NCBI's taxonomy places the organism in Eukaryota, Metazoa, Arthropoda, Insecta, Diptera, Tephritidae. The record is from RefSeq and is a predicted model, not a curated record.
UCGAAAUCAAUUUGAAUACAACAAACUCAAAAUCCUUAGCGUAGGGUUCCAGUUAUAACAACAAUAUGAGUUUAUUCCACUCUAAGGAUCUUAGAACAGCUACUAAUAGCACAAUAUCCUACAAGCAACAUCUGUCGCUUACCGACGCUCCGAGUAGUGCGCACAAAGGUGAUACAAAGGUGCUGCAGAGUAUUUUUGGUGGCAGCAUUGAAUUUGUGCCCAACGCCUAUAGUUCGCCCACAGAUUUAAGCUGUCUGCGACAAAUGUACUGUCCGGACUGUGAGCAGCGUUUACACAUAGACACCAUCAGUUAUGAUCGCUUGCUCUACUGUUGCCUGCCCAUAUUUCCCUUCAAGUGUCUGUACAAACGUGCAAUCGAACGGCGACAAAGUGGCAACAAAGUUAUUUGCAAAAGCUGUGGUGGAAAUUUGGGUUACUGGAAGCAACAGUGAUUAGCUGAUGUUGAUGAACAUCAAUGUUGAGAAUUUGUGCCAAUAAUGUGCUAAAAGUGAAAUUUCUUUAAUAAUACUAUAGUUAUUAAAAAUUUUGUAUAUGGAAAUUAUGUUUUUAAGG